Panicum virgatum (switchgrass) is the source of this 1231-nucleotide messenger RNA. RefSeq names its product methyl-CpG-binding domain-containing protein 2-like. The record is from RefSeq and is a predicted model, not a curated record. The coding region runs from base 46 to 906 and encodes 286 amino acids. NCBI's taxonomy places the organism in Eukaryota, Viridiplantae, Streptophyta, Magnoliopsida, Poales, Poaceae. Gene Ontology annotation, molecular function: DNA binding; zinc ion binding. The transcript has 4 exons.
CUAACAUUAUUUUUUUACUAUCACUUCAAUAGGUCCCUAAGAAAUAUGGAGUCAAACCAGGAAAAUUCCGUGAUCGGUCCUCCACCAUCUUGGAAGAGACAAAAGACAUCUGAUAAAGAUGGUGACCAGUGUGACGAUGCAUUGCAUCAAAUAGUCAUUUAUAAGAAUGACAAAAGUGAUAGGGGACAAGAUGUGCAGAGUGGAAACCAUUGGUCACUUGAACCAUCGAAGCCAUCAAAUAUAUCAAAGCGUGCAUCAGUGAAGAUUGGAGCCUUUGCUGCUCAAUGUGCUAAAUGCCAGAAAUGGAGACUUAUCUCAACAAAAGAGAAGUAUGAAGAAAUUCGAGAGCGAAUUCGAGAAGAUCCUUUUGUCUGUGAAAAAGCCCGUGAGUGGAAGCCUGAUGUGACAUGCAAUGAUCCAUCAGAUGUAUCUCAGGAUGGCAGCAUGCUUUGGGCAAUUGAUAAACCUGACAUUGCACAGGCUCCUCAAGGAUGGGAAAGGUUAAUUAAGAUAAGAGGCGAAGGAAGCACAAGAUUUGCUGAUGUGUACUAUAGGUCCCCUACUGGAGUUCAACUGAGAUCAACGAAUGAUGUUGAGAAGUACCUCGCACAGCACCCAGAAUACGUCGCACAAGGUGUGGGGUUAUCUCAUUUUUCAUUCAAGAUACCUGCACCAUUACAAAAGGACUAUGUUAGAAAGCGUUCCCAGACAAGCCAAAGUGGUCUCACGCGUACAGGAUCAAGUAAACUUCUCCAACUGGAAGAAGUGCAACCCAUCUCUUGGGCAGCUCCACUGGAGAACAACCACCAGCUGGUGAUCUACAACGAAGAUCAGCACGAAGUGGUACCAUCUGAACUGCCGGAGCCGGCGAAGCCUUGGAGCCUGCCGCCUGCGCCUGCCGCCUAGCCCAACAACCCUGCAUCCGGCAUGCGCAGUGUCUGACUUUUGGACGGUGUUCGAGUUCAGUGAUGCGAAACUAUAUAUAGAUGGUGCUUUUACUAGUAGGAGUGUAGGACUGAAAAACUAAAAACUUACUAGGUCCCCGUAGGCCGUAGCACAGCUAAGGUAGCGCCGUGUUCAUGCUGUUGUUACUGGUUGGUUGUUUCAGCCACCAGGAUCAGACGGCUGCUCUGGUGAUCGGUGCUAGUAGUCUCGGUCUGAUGAUGAUGAACAUGUGGAAAGGAUGGAUUUUGGGACGGCAAGAACGUGUCUUCUAGCUUAGUGAGAAGGA